Messenger RNA from Drosophila kikkawai, 581 nucleotides. RefSeq names its product mitochondrial import inner membrane translocase subunit Tim8-like. Lineage: Eukaryota; Metazoa; Arthropoda; Insecta; Diptera; Drosophilidae. The record is from RefSeq and is a predicted model, not a curated record.
AGUAUUCACUGCCUUUCCGUUCGGCAAACAUAAAUUACAAAUUUUUAACUGUACGACGCCUUUCUGUUAGUCAAACCUAAAAUAUUACAUUUCUUAAUUGUUAAGAUUGUAGAAUAAACAAACCACCACCAUGUCUGACUACGAAAACCCUACCGAUUUCGAGAACCUGUCCCCCAACGACAAGGAGCUGCAGGAGUUCCUCAUGAUCGAGAAGCAAAAGGCACAGGUCAACGCUCAGAUACACGAGUUCAACGAGGUCUGCUGGGAGAAGUGCAUCGGCAAGCCAAGUGUCAAGUUGGACCAUGCCACCGAGACUUGUCUGAGCAACUGUGUCGACCGCUUCAUAGACACAUCGCUGCUGAUUACCCAGCGUUUUGCCCAGAUGCUGCAAAAGCGAAGCGAUUCCGGAAAUAUGUAGAAAAUCUGGGAGAGCUAAGAGAGGCAGGAUAAUCGGUAGCUGUUAAAUUUAUUUUAAAACUUCAAAACUAAGACACUCCAUAUCUACCGCCGUACUCAAGUUAUGGAAUGUCAGAGCACCUUCAUCCUUAACUGAAAUACAAUUUGCGUUUCCUAAACUAUAA